AUGAGAAUGUCUCUGGCCCAAAGAGUCCUCCUGACCUGGAUCUUCUCCCUCAUCUUCCUCAUCAUGCUGGUCCUCAAACUGGAUUCCAAGAUCCCCUGGAACUGGUUCCUCAUCUUCCUCCCCGUAUGGAUUUUUGACACCAUCCUCAUCCUCAUGCUCGUGGUAAAGAUGGCGGGUCGGUGCAAGCCCGGCUAUGACCUGCGUGGAGGCCAGCAGAACCUGCGACGGAGGGUGUGGUACCUAGUGGCCAUGUUGCUGAAGCUGGGCUUCUGUCUGACGCUGUGCGCCCGGCUGGAGAGGCUGAUGGAAAUCUGGCUCAGUGUGGUGUGUGUCCCCCUCUGGGCCCUGCUGGUCGGGGCCAUGGUGGAGUUGGGCUACAGUGUCUUUCACUACCGCACAGAGUGAGAGGAUGGAGAGGGAGAAAGAUGGAGAUUGAUUUUAUUUGCUCCGUCUAGGAUAUAAAGACUGCAAGUUAGUCUGUAGGGGAGAUGAAUGUGAGAUUGUUGUAAUCCACUGUAGGAGAAACUGAACUGAAGAAUAUGGAGAUGAAUUUUUUUUUCAUUUUCACUACAGCAAAGACUGAAAGAAUGGGGGGAGAUGGAAAAGGGAAUUGAUUUGGUUUACUCCACUAGUACAGUAUGUAAAGACCACUACAAGAGAGAUUACUACAAGAGAGAGUAGUGAUAUGGCAAUAUAUUUUAUGGGUUUAUGCUGCUUACAAAUUUAAUCUUUAUUUAACCCUAGUGAUACAGCAAGAAAUGUUGCAGCCAUGUUGGUCUUUGCCAUGAUGGACUCUGGAUGAGAGUUCAGGGUAUUCAUAAGCAGACUGGACCUCCUGACAGACAGACUGACUGAUCUGUGCAUGUGCCUUUGUUACUCUCAGAUAACUGGGACCAUUAGGUCCAAUGGGUUUAUAUGUGAACAUUAAUUAUGUGUCUUUUGAAGUGGUAGGGAUCUGUUUUUCUGUGGAUACGGAGAAACACACACAAAAAUAAAUAUUUACAAUUCCUCAA
This is a messenger RNA of Oncorhynchus nerka (sockeye salmon), 1013 nucleotides long. It is a transcript of the gene tmem60, whose product is annotated as transmembrane protein 60. The transcript has a single exon. The record is from RefSeq and is a predicted model, not a curated record. NCBI's taxonomy places the organism in Eukaryota, Metazoa, Chordata, Actinopteri, Salmoniformes, Salmonidae. The coding region runs from base 1 to 405 and encodes 134 amino acids.